Molecule: messenger RNA, 783 nt
Organism: Lathyrus oleraceus (garden pea)
Lineage: Eukaryota; Viridiplantae; Streptophyta; Magnoliopsida; Fabales; Fabaceae
Product: MD-2-related lipid-recognition protein ROSY1
Exons: 4
Coding region: 99-572 (157 amino acids)
Biological process (GO): intracellular sterol transport
Molecular function (GO): sterol binding
Source: RefSeq, a predicted model, not a curated record
AAGUCUGAGUCUUAUAUCUGUCAUCGUUAAUUACUAGUACCUCACUCUGUUUCUUUCCCCACGAACUCUCCCAAAAACCUCUCCUACUCAACAAUACCAUGGAGUUUCAUUCUCUUCCCAAUCUCAUCCUUCUUCUCUCCCUCUCAAUCCUCUUCCUUUCUUCUCUUCACGUUCAAGCUAAAGUUACUUUCAAAUAUUGCGAUAAGAAGGAAGAUUAUCCUGUCAAGGUGACUGGAAUCGAAAUCUUACCAAACCCUGUCGUCAGUGGCAAUCCAGCCAAUUUCAAGAUCUCAGCUAUCUCUGGUAAGGCUCUUUAUGGUGGAGAUGUGGUAAUUGGAGUUUCCUAUGUUGGUGUGCCUGUCCAUUCUGAAACCAUUGAUCUGUGUCAGGAAGUAUCUUGUCCCGUUGCUAAUGGCCAUUUUGUGAUUUCUCACACCCAAACAUUGCCUUCAAUCACUCCACCGGGACCUUAUGCUCUGAAGAUGACACUGAAGGACGACAAGGGCGAUCUGUUAACUUGCAUCAAGUUUAAUUUUAAAAUCGUUUUCGGAUCUCUCGUUGCUGACAUGUGAAGAGUUAUCCUCUGCAUGAUUGAUCCGGAUUAGGGUUGCUUUGCUUUGUUAUCAUGUGUUUUUUCACUGUAAAUGUAUUGUGUAUAACUUUUCAAGAGUCGCAUCAUGACAAGGGCUAAUGCUGUCAAAUGUUUAAGUCAUAUACACUAUACAGUGCCGCGAACUCUGUUCAAUAUGGUGAAUGAUGAAUCUUCUUUCCUUUGUGAACUUA